Molecule: messenger RNA, 3132 nt
Organism: Amblyraja radiata (thorny skate)
Lineage: Eukaryota; Metazoa; Chordata; Chondrichthyes; Rajiformes; Rajidae
Gene: slco3a1a
Product: solute carrier organic anion transporter family member 3A1a
Exons: 10
Coding region: 367-2469 (700 amino acids)
Biological process (GO): transmembrane transport; sodium-independent organic anion transport; prostaglandin transport
Cellular component (GO): basolateral plasma membrane
Molecular function (GO): protein binding
Source: RefSeq, a predicted model, not a curated record
GAUGCAAGGAGCAGCAUCCAGUCUCAGCAGCGCGGGCAUUAACAUGCCUCUUCCGCAGAUGCCAGCACCCUUCCUUCGGGGAGGGUGAAGGAGGAGAGAGGGAGGGAGGGAGGGAGGGAGAGUGCGGGGAGAGAGAGAGAGAGAGAGAGAGAGGAGGCUGUCCUGUAUCUUGGAGAGGAGGAGGUCCUGAAUGAGAUGACAAUGGAAGGAUGCCAGUGCUGAGCAGAAUCUGGUAGCGGUGUGACUGAGAAGGAAGAGAGACCGUGGCAGAAUCCAGUCCUCUCUCUCUCUCUCUCUCUCUCUCUCUCUGCCUGUGUGUGUGUGUGUGUGAUUAGAAAGGAAAGCGCCUGAGAGAAGCAUAAGAGAAUGCAGAGUGGCCAACUGAGGAGUAGCGGCGCCAAAAAUGUCAAAAAAGACGAGAAGAAAUCUUGUUUCUCCAACAUCAAAAUCUUCCUCAUCUCGGAGUGCGCGUUGAUGUUGGCUCAGGGGACGGUCGGGGCUUAUCUGGUGAGCGUGCUGACGACCCUGGAGCGGAGGUUUAACCUGCAGAGCGCUGACGUCGGAGUCAUAGCCAGCAGCUUUGAGAUUGGGAACCUGGCCCUGAUUUUGUUUGUGAGCUACUUUGGGGCGAAAGGACACCGGCCACGUCUGAUAGGAUGCGGAGGCAUCGUGAUGGCCCUGGGAGCGUUGCUGUCAGCCCUGCCGGAGUUCCUCACCCACCAGUAUGAGUAUGAGUCUGGCGAGAUCCUGUGGGGUGUGGAAGGAAGGGACUUGUGUAUUGGGAACAUGUCAACCAACAAUCUAGGACCAGAGGCAACAAUCAUCUGCAGGAACAGGACUUCUACCAACCUGAUGUACCUCCUGUUAAUUGGAGCCCAAGUGUUACUGGGUAUUGGUGCUACUCCUGUCCAACCCCUUGGUGUCUCCUACAUAGAUGACCACGUCCAAAGGAAGGAUUCCUCCCUGUACAUAGGAAUUGUCUUCACCACGCUGGUCUUUGGUCCUGCCUGCGGCUUCAUCCUGGGAUCGCUCUGCACCAAAGUCUACGUGGACGCAGUCUUCAUCGACACCAGUAAACUGGACAUCUCGCCGGAUGACCCUCGCUGGAUUGGGGCUUGGUGGGGGGGCUUCCUGCUCUCCGGCGCUCUGCUCUUCUUCUCUGCCCUCUUCAUGUUCGGCUUCCCGCAGUCGCUGGCGGUGAAGAGCGACAAGAUGCCCGACACCGAGACGGCCACCCUCUCGCAGAACGUCCCCGAGUCCUUCGAGCGGCCCAUGCCCGGCAACGGCGUGAUGGAGCCACAGCAGCCCGAGCACCCCAUGUCCUGCUUCCAGCAGAUGCGAGUGAUUCCCAAGGUGACCAAGCAUUUGCUGUCCAACCCGGUCUUCACCUGCAUUGUUCUUGCCGCCUGUAUGGAGAUCGCGGUGGUCGCUGGAUUUGCAGCCUUCCUGGGCAAAUACCUUGAGCAGCAGUUCAACCUCUCUUCUUCCUCCGCCAACCAGCUACUGGGAAUGACGGCCAUACCCUGUGCCUGUCUGGGAAUCUUCCUGGGAGGGUUGCUGGUGAAGAAGCUAAGCCUGACGGCCCUGGGAGCUAUCCGAUUGGCCAUGCUAGUCAACAUGAUAUCCACCGGAUGCUACAUAUCCUUCCUCUUCCUUGGAUGUGACACGGGACCCAUAGCAGGAGUCACCGUACCUUAUGGAAACACCUCCAUGUCAGAUGCAGAUUUGGACCCUUACGCUCCUUGCAACAGUGACUGCAAUUGCAAGACAACAGCUUACAACCCAGUUUGUGGAUCGGACGGAAUCACCUACUUGUCCUCGUGUUUUGCCGGCUGCUCCAACUUGAAUCUCACGGCCUGUGCUUGUUUGAACUUCGGCUCCAUUAAGAACGCCACCGUGAGCCCCGGCAAGUGUCCGAGUCCUGGAUGUCAAGAGGCCUUCCUGACCUUCAUAUGUGUGAUGUGUGUUUGCAGUCUCAUUGGAGCCAUGGCCCAGACCCCCGCCAUCAUUAUACUCAUCAGGGCAGUUAAUCCAGAACUCAAGUCGUAUGCGUUGGGAGUCCUGUUCCUGCUCUUACGAUUACUCGGCUUCAUUCCUCCUCCUCUCAUCUUUGGUGCUGGGAUCGACUCGACCUGUUUGUUCUGGACCACCAUCUGCGGGGAGCUGGGGGCAUGUAUGUUAUACGAUAACGUGGUGUAUCGCUACCUGUACAUCAGCAUCGCCAUCAUGCUGAAGACUCUCGCCUUCAUUCUCUACACCACCACCUGGCACUGUUUGAGGAGGAACGCCAAGUACAUGCGGGACGAUGAGGGGAACCUACAGCCAUUGACAGCCAGUGAAAUCUUUGUAUCCACCCUAACGCUGGACACAGUGCGGAGGGACUCCACUCAUCAUCAGUCACAAAAGACCAAAUUCAUCUACAACCUUGAGGAUCAUGAGUGGUGUGAGAAUAUGGAGUCCGUGCUAUAAAAAAGCGAGAUUUCAUUUUGUACAUUUUGAUUUUGGAUGGAAGAAACAAUAUGCGAUGGUGCCCAAACUUUAAAACAAAGACUCGUUUUUGUUUGCAAGCCAAGAGCAGGGCCUAAAAAGGAUUGGGAAUUAACUAUUGAGGACUUGGCUGUAUAUUUGUGAGUGAGAGGGUUGGCCAGUGUAGCACACUGAUGUUUUGUCCAGGUGCAUAGUUUCAAUUAAUGUCUUGUUCGAAUGCCUUGGCCAGUAGUGCUGGGAUACUCCACAUCCGAGAGUGAUCUGGUGAGGGACCUCACCACUUGAAUCGUGCUUCGGUGGGGUCUUUGCCUGGCGGAGGUUAGGCACUUGCCCUUCACUCGGUCCUUUGAGCCAGAGGUUCAACCUGCAAGGAGGUCCUCACGAUUGUCGAACGGGACAAACCGGGCUUCCCUCGAGUCUUCUUUCCAGGAGAAGGAUUGGGAAGAGCCACCCACUCCCAACUCAAUUGGGCCAGGAUGCGAAGCCCUUUGGAGCUGUGGCCAAUGACCAGAUCUGCUGUAGUCUCGAGUGAGGGAGAAUGCCAGGACUUGUGUCUGAUCAACACUAAUGUUACGCACCAGAGAUGUGAAUGGAUUGACCUCUCCACAAUAAAGACCACAGGGCUCAAGAGCAAUAAGACGCUAA